GAUGCCAUGCCGGCUGCGUUCCUCCAAUUCUUCGAUUCCCUGCCGGUCCAAGGCCCUGCCGACGACACCAAAGACACUCCCAGUGACUUCGAGCCGCCCUCGUCGAAGCGUCGCAAAGUAGAUUGUGAAUCAGACUCCAGCAUCUGUGUCGCCAAAGCCGAGUUAGCCUUUUCCCGCCGAUGUGAAGAAACCUCCAGCCAAGACUACCGUAGUGUGCAUCAUGGGGUGGAAUCGCUGCUUAGAUUCGGUCUCGAUGGCCAACGUCUCUCGAUCAUGACGUCGCCGACCAGUCGUAUCGGCCACUUUGUUGCGCAUAUACUGCUACGCCCUGGAGACGUGGAUCGGGAUGCUCGGGAUAUGUUCAACAUUGAAAGCUUGAACCUGAAGAGGAGUGGCGCAGGCGCUAUAUGGAGAGCUGCCGAUGUCGUGGUUGAGCAGCACCAAGGCGUUGCAACGAUGACAAUCUCUUUCCGGCUUCUUUGGAAUGAUACCCCAUCUCCGUAUGCGCCUUUGAGACGAAAUGACGAGCGUCGAUGCAGCGAGAAGCUCAUUCAGUCCUUCUUCCCCUCGGUAGACACAACGCUCAACAAAUCCGCCUCGUGGUCGCCAAUGGAUUUCUAUAACGCGGCGCACGUGCCGCAAAAGGAUGAUGCCGUCGCGCACUCUAUCCAUGUUCCCGGACUCAAUGCUGCGCUUUUCCCCUACCAAAAGCGGACGCUACAAUGGCUGUUGCGCCGAGAAGGCGUCCAAUGGACUGCGCCAAACACACCUGUCCAGCCCUUGUCGGAAAAGGAACAGACGCUGGACUUGGAUCCUUUCCGUACCGUGAAUGAUGCCGAUAACAACCGGAUAUAUCUCAGUGAUGUGUUUCAGACCGUUACUCGGGAUCCUACACCCUACCACCAGGCCAGUAGACUUGUCAAGGGCGGCAUCUUGGCGGAGGAAAUGGGCUUGGGAAAGACUCUUGAAAUGAUCAGCCUCAUCCUGUUGCAUCGACGUCAGGCAGGUCAUCCCCCAGCUCUCCUCCUAGGCCAAGAGAAUCUGGUUCCGAGCGGCGCAACUCUCAUCGUAACUCCAAAGUCUCUGCAGCCGCAGUGGAUAUCCGAAUUGUCACGUCAUGCCCCUGGACUACGUAUCAAGCACUAUACCGGAUGUCGAGGAAUCGACAAGGAGGACGAGGCACGUCUCGUGGCUGAGUUGGCCGGUUACGAUGUGGUAGUGACGACCUACAGUGUUUUAUCUGCAGAGCUUCAUUUUGCCAUCAGCCCCCCUGAGCGGUCUCGGAGAUUUGAAAGGGCAUACCGUCGAGUCCUUUCUCCUCUGGUCCAGAUAUUGUGGUGGAGGGUGUGUCUUGACGAGGCGCAGAUGAUCGAAAGUGGCGUCAGCCAGGCUGCUGCAUUGGCGAGAGUGAUUCCUCGAGUCAAUGCUUGGGGCGUCACGGGAACACCCGUCAAGGACGAUGUCAAGGACCUGCUUGGACUGCUCUCCUUUCUGAGAUAUGAGCCCUACUGCUCUGCUCCACAGGUGUGGCAAGCACUUACCACUCACCACAAGCCGUUGUUCCAGCAGCUGUUUGGAUCGAUAUCACUUCGGCAUACCAAGGCAUUGGUGAGGAGUGAGAUAUCCCUCCCUCCACAGAGGCGGUUUGUGAUAAGCAUGCCCUUUACCGCAGUAGAGGAGCAGCACUACCAGUCACUGUUCAAAGAGAUGGCGGAGGCCUGCAAGCUCAGCGUAGAAGGAGCCCCUCUAGCUGAUGAUUGGGCUCCAGAGGAAUAUGAAGACGUCAUGAGGCUGUGGCUCAACAGACUGAGACAGACUGCUCUUCAUCCAGAGGUGGGUGUCUACGGACGUCGAGUGCUGGGAAGCAAGGAACGCCCGAUGCGAACGGUGGAAGAGGUGCUCAACGCCAUGUUGGAGCAAGGCGAGGCCGCUAUCCGUACUGAUGAGCGUGCCUAUCUGUCGAGCAAGCUGUUCCUGGGUCAGCUGUUUGAAAACAGCCCCCGAGUCAAAGAAGCCCUCAAGAUAUGGGAGAAGGUGCGGGUCGAGUCCGCCAAAUUGGUUGCAGAUGCCCAAACAGCACUUCGAGAUGCAUUGCGCGAGAAGCGAGGGGUCGAGGACGUGAGUGAGAUGUCUGAAAAGGUGCAGGAACUGUCGGAUUCGGACAGUGAGUUGGAUGAAGAGGCGGAGGAAGAAGCUGGAAGUAAAGGCCAACUCGGCGAGCUGCAGAACAGGCUGAGGAACUGCCUUGAACUUCAUCACAAGGCCGUCUUCUUCUGCGCCAACGCAUACUUCCAGAUCCGGGACAAUCCAGAGAUGACUGCGCCUGAGUCUGAAGAGUUUGAGCGGUUGAAAAAGCUCGAGGACGAGGGCUACGAGAACGCCAAGAUGCUCCGGAGGAAGAUACUCAAGCAAGGCCAUCGCAAGGCCAUGCGGCUGAUCAACAAGCUUGCUUUGAAGGCCGAAGAGCAAUCAUUUGUCGAGAUACCAGAGCUCGUCAUGAAUAACGAGAAGGGCAUCGAAACGGGCAGCAUCGUCGACGACCUAGAGAUCCUCUACGCUGAGCUCAACGAACAGGCGAAUCUGAUUGACGAAUGGAGAGAACAAGUCGUUCAGCUCCUUCUACGGCCACUUGUUGAUGAGGAGGAGAGUACAGAGACUACCGGAGAAGAACUUGUGGAUUCCAUGAAAGUUCAGGAUGAGCUAAUGGUGUACGUCCAAGUCCUUCGAGUCAUCAUUGCUGACCGUCAAUUUGCCAUAUCAGGCCAGACGAAUGGCUUGGUGACGCAUGAGCUGGAGACAUCCUUGAGGCUAGCGAAAGAAGGAGAUGGGCCUGCUCCGGAGAAGCUCAUCGAGCUGGUCCGCAAAUGCGCUGAGGUCAAGCCUAGGAGAGCCAAGAUGUCCAUGCGCGGCGCCAUCAGUGAGCUGCGCAGCUUGGUAUCUCGGCUCACCAGAGACACAAACCGGAGCCAGAGAGAAGUUCUGGAGUCUACGAUUGCUUCCAAGUUGAUGAAGUCGACCCAAACGCUGCUUGGGGAACAGAACAAGGUGGCAGUGGCUCUAGAAGCAGAAAUAGAGAGCUUCAAAAGGGCCAUGAAUGCGCGGGUGGAUUUCUAUCGGCAGCUGCAGGCCGUCUCGGAUGACGUGCUCCCCGUGGAAGCACCCAAGACGGAAGAGGCCAUUGAAAAGGCCAAGAAGAACAUUGAGGACCUUCACAAGAAGUUGUUAAACGGUGAAGCCAAGCAUCGAUACCUCAUGAGCCUGAAGGAGACUGGUGCGAGAUCCAACGAGCCUCGCAUGUGCGUCAUCUGCCAGAUGCCCUUCACGACGGGCGUCCUGACCGUGUGCGGCCACCAAUUCUGCAAGGAGUGCAUCAUGAUGUGGUUCAAAUCCCACCGCAACUGCCCCGUCUGCAAGAGGGCGCUCAAGGCAGACAACCUCCACGACAUCAUCAUCAAACCCCGACAGCUUCAGGUGCAUGGCGAGGAAUCCGGCCGGCAGCCAAAGGGGAGCGCCACUGACGGCGACGGCUCGCCGGAACGCCGAGGCUCUUCGAAGCAGAUGAUGCUCUACUCCGAGUUUGACGCCGAGCAGCUCGAGCAGAUGAAGAACAUUGAGCUGGACGGGCCCUCAUUCACGACCAAAGUGGACACCCUGGUGCGGCACCUACUAUGGCUGAGGGAGUCCGAUCCCGGCGCAAAGUCCAUCGUCUUCUCGCAGUACAAGGACUUCCUCCACAUCCUGCGCAACGCCUUCUCGCGCUUCCGCAUCGGCCACGCCUCCAUCGACGACGCCGACGGCAUCGGCCGCUUCAAGGACGACCCGGCCGUGGAGUGCUUCCUCCUCCACGCCAGAGCGCACUCGAGCGGCCUCAACCUCGUCAACGCGAGCCACGUCUUUUUGUGCGAGCCGCUGCUCAACACGGCCCUCGAGCUGCAGGCCAUUGCCCGCGUCGACCGCAUCGGACAGCAGCACGAGACGACGGUGUGGCUGUACAUUGUCUCCGGCACGGUGGAGGAGUCCAUCUACAACCUCUCCGUGCGGCGCCGCAUGGAGCACAUGGGGAGGAACCUCGGCGGUGGCAGCGGCAGCGGCAGGCUCGAGGGCGAGGGCGAGGCGUCGACGUCAACGCCGGAGCUGCUAGACGCGAGUAUCGAAGAGGCGAAUACGCUGGAGCUGGAGCAGGCGGCCUUGUCGAAGCUCAUGAGCAAGGACCGGUCUGCGGGCGAAAUGGUGGAUCGUAGUGAUCUUUGGGAGUGUCUAUUUGGACAUGUGAAUGGCAAUAAGGGUUGA
This is a messenger RNA of Trichoderma reesei QM6a, 4290 nucleotides long. RefSeq lists its product as uncharacterized. Gene Ontology annotation, molecular function: ATP binding; ubiquitin protein ligase activity; ATP-dependent chromatin remodeler activity. Gene Ontology annotation, cellular component: nucleus. Bases 7 to 4290 code for a protein of 1427 amino acids. The record is from RefSeq and is a predicted model, not a curated record. Gene Ontology annotation, biological process: protein polyubiquitination; DNA damage response. The transcript has 2 exons. Lineage: Eukaryota; Fungi; Ascomycota; Sordariomycetes; Hypocreales; Hypocreaceae.